AUGUCAAGUCGCUGGCCCAGAACCGGCUGCGCCGGCUGUCUGGAAUCGAGCCGAGGUGGCGUCGGCCGCCAUGCCUUGAAUGUUCCAGGUUCUGUCUGUCGAGCCGCAAUACCCCGAGCACGGAGCACUGGAAGCCAGCAGCCACUGCGGCGCCAAACAGCCGGCGCCAGAUGCGGCUCCCUGGGAUCGUUCCAGGGGCCGGCCUUCUGGAACCGUCGCCACACGGGGCCCUCCACCGCCCGCCGCGGGGACUGCCUGCGCGCGCGCUGGGUCCGUUGGCGCGGUCGUGACAUCGAAAAAUGGGAUUGCAUCAUUGACAUCCCGCCCAUCUCUGUGACAAAUCCUGAUAGCCUAUCCAAUUAUCGCGCCCCGCAGCCUUCCUCUCCACGUCGCACCGGCCGUCCUGCAUCGUAUAUAUCAUCGCGCAUCUGCCCCCUCUUUCGCGCAUCGCCGCCGCCUCAACUCUCGACUCGACCCCUCAUGUUCCGAGUCUUCAGACACUUCUUCUCCACGACACCGUCACCACAGCGACAAGCAGCCAUGGCUACCGCAUCCGACAAGGCGCAGAAGCUCAUCAACGAGAACGCCGUCAGUACGUGUGCUCCGUCCUCCCUUCUAGACCCUCAGCGGAAGACAGCUACUGCCCGUACUGCCGCAACACCAAGCAGACCCUCUCGAGCCUCGACGCCGACUUCACAGCCAUCGAGCUUGACAACGAAUGUGCGUCGUGCCCACACCUUGAUUGCUUGCCUGGGCAGCGCAUCCCAAACCAGUACGCGACUGCAUGCUAACAGUUCCCGCAGCCGAUGGCAGCGACCUGCAGGACGCCCUCGAGCAAAUCACCGGCCAGCGCACCGUCCCCAACGUCUUCAUCGACCACAAGCACAUCGGAGGCAACUCGGACGUUCAGGCCCUGGCCAAGUCCGGCGAGCUUAA
This is a messenger RNA of Purpureocillium lilacinum, 936 nucleotides long. The record is from RefSeq and is a predicted model, not a curated record. NCBI's taxonomy places the organism in Eukaryota, Fungi, Ascomycota, Sordariomycetes, Hypocreales, Ophiocordycipitaceae.